This is a messenger RNA of Sphaerodactylus townsendi, 735 nucleotides long. RefSeq names its product glutamic acid-rich protein-like. The transcript has 3 exons. The record is from RefSeq and is a predicted model, not a curated record. Bases 100 to 633 code for a protein of 177 amino acids. Lineage: Eukaryota; Metazoa; Chordata; Lepidosauria; Squamata; Sphaerodactylidae.
UCAAAGCCGGCGAAAAAUCAUAGAGCCAAGGACACUCGCGUGUUGGAAGAGUGCUGCGAGAGCCUAUCUAGGAACAAGAGAAACCCCAUAGAGCCUGGAAUGUGGGAGUUUCAUGUGCGCACCGUUGGCAGAAUUCAGAGUCGUCUGCUGAGGAGGAUCUCGACACCGACAACCAUCAUUGAAUCAGUGAAGCACAUAUGCAGAAAAGAAAGAAAAAUUGUGCUAGCCAGGAAACAAUGUUCUGAGGAGGAAAGUGCGGACAGAUUUCAAGCACCUGACCCUGGAGGUGAACAAACUGUGAAAAUGGUUCUUGAGCCUAAAGAAAGCAUGAAGCAAAGGAUAAUGGAGAAGACAUGCAAGAGUGGAAGAUGCAAAAGCAUGAUCUUCUGGCUAUUCCGCAAGCUCCAGGACAUUUUCCACGGUCAAGAAGGCAAAGACCCUCUGCUUAAUAUUAAAAUGAAUAAGCAGUCUUUAGGCACCAUAAGAAAGAAAGAAAGAAAGAAAGAAAGAAAGAAAGAAAGAAAGAAAGAAAGAAAGAAAGAAAGAAAGAAAGAAAGAAAGAAAGAAAGAAAGAAAGAAAGAAAGAAAGAAAGAAAGAAAGAAAGAAAGUUAAUACUUCCAUGCCAUUCAUAACUGGCUUUACCUCAGUUGCUUCUUUCUUUAAAAUGUUUCUGACUCAACCCUUUGGGUUUGUUAGGUAAUUCACAUAAAAAUUAAAAAUGGUAAUGUAAAGUU